This is a messenger RNA of Lemur catta (Ring-tailed lemur), 5103 nucleotides long. RefSeq names its product solute carrier family 17 member 8 (gene SLC17A8). The record is from RefSeq and is a predicted model, not a curated record. Lineage: Eukaryota; Metazoa; Chordata; Mammalia; Primates; Lemuridae. Bases 2121 to 3779 code for a protein of 552 amino acids. Gene Ontology annotation, biological process: neurotransmitter loading into synaptic vesicle; regulation of synapse structure or activity; monoatomic anion transport. The transcript is spliced from 11 exons. Gene Ontology annotation, molecular function: neurotransmitter transmembrane transporter activity; L-glutamate transmembrane transporter activity. Gene Ontology annotation, cellular component: excitatory synapse; synaptic vesicle membrane.
GAACUUCUGAUACGUGCUGUGACGUGGACAGACCUCAAAAUCAUUAUACUAAAUGAAAGCCAGACACAGGAGACCAUAUACUGUAUGAUUCUAUUUACAUGAAAUGUCCAUAAAAGCAAAUCUACAUAGACAGAGUGUGGUGGUUGCAGUAUAGGGGCUGGGAGAUGGGGAUUAACGGUGAAUACGAGAGAUCUUAUUGGGGUGAUGGAAACGUUCUGAAACUGCUUUCUGGUAAUGGUUGCACAACUUGGUAAAUUUACUAAGAAUCUAAAUUGUCUACUUGCAAUGAGUGAAUUAUAUGAAAUACAAAAUAUGCCUCAGUAAAGUGUCGGUGGGGGGAGAGAGGAAAUUGAGGUUGAGACAGAGAGAGAGGGAGGGAGAGGGAGAGGAGAAGGGCUGGAGCCAGACUGUUUGGAUCUGAAAACUGGCUCUGCUACUUACUAGAUGUGUGACCUCAGGCAAGUCUAACCUCUCUUUGCCUCAGUUUCCUGUCAGUAAAAUUGGAGAGAAUAAGAAGUUACUAGCCACAAAGCAGUGUUGGGAAGAUUGUGGUAAUAUAUAAAGAGUGCUCAACUUGGAGUUUGGAACCUAGAAAGAGCUCAAUAGAUAUUAGUAGUACUUUACCCACCAAAGAUCCAGCUCUGAUUUAGUUUUAGUUCAGAUCUUGGAGAACGAUUUCGGAGGACAACGUCUGGUCAUGUGGAAAUGACUCUGGGGAACCCAAGACAUGAUUCCUCAGUCACGUGUGGACUGGGGGAUUGGAACAUCGGGGCCUCACAGAUAAAGGCCGUUUCUUCAUGGCAGCAUCAUUUACAGAGGCAUCCUCUUACUCCCCAUAAAUGUGGGUGCAACGUGUGAUAUUUCAACCCCAGUGCAGCAAACAAAUAUGUAAGUUACACCCACUGCCUGCCAGGUCCUGCUGGGGCAGAGGACAGUGAUUUGGAGGCACAGAGGAGGGACAUCUCACCUGGUCUGUGUGGCUUUCUAGAGCAUGUGACAUCUCAAUGUGACUUAAGAAUCCCUAGAAAUUACCCAGAUGAAGGGGUGAGGAGACUUACCCAGAGAGGGUACAGCUUCAUAAAGCCCAGAGGCAAAGCGGGAACUUGCUGAGCUCAGUGCAGUGCUGAUACGGAAAGCAGAGUGACAAGAAGCGCGGCUCAGGGUCCCAGGGAGGGGCUUUGGGUGACAUGGCAAAGAAUUUUAUUUAUCCUCAGGGCAAAAGGACCCAGUGGAGAGUUCUUAGCAGGUUCUAGAUAUCUUUUGGCUCAGAUAGCUUCAAUUAUUUGAUCCCAAUGAUAUCUCCGCACCGUACCUUGAGAGAGCCUGCUCUGUUGAUCAGGAGCAAAUAAAUGUCCUCCUAGGUGUUGCGGCCCGGUUUUGUACUUAUCCCACAUCCGUUCUAGCAUCUGGCUCAAAAAUUGUUCCAUGGCUCCCACGAGGGGAAUCAAAGGCAUGAAGUGGUGGCUGAAAGCCUGCCUGCAGGGCCAGACCUCAGAAAAGCAGAGGACUUGUAAAUGUUUCAUAAACUUCUCUGGGUGCCUGCUCUGGCUGAGAGCCCAUUCAUAAGCUAGGAACGAAGGGGCAGGUAUUGUGCCGGUUACUAUAGCAUCACCUUGGAAAGGCUCACUCAGAGAGAGCCACCGGCGAGCUGGGCUGGACCAGGAGGGGGACGCGGUGGGCAGCAGCAGGAGGGGCUGCAGCAGCUAGGCCGCAGAUGCUGUUGCUGGUCUCCGGACUCCUCGUGGGCUGCAGCCCACGUUAGCUGCUCCAGCUGCAGCCCAGGGAGGGAGAGAGGCUGCGCUCAGUCUGAGAGUGGCUGCUGAGGCAGCGGCCACAGGCUGCUGCUCGGCUUGUAGCUUUUGCAAGGGGCUGAAUUCCCAGCCAGACACUCACCCUCUGGCCUCUUUUUUGAAGGGUGGGGAGAGAGGAGGAAGUUGUCUUAUCCUGGAAGAUCUGGGCCAGCUUUCAUCUCUUUUUUGAUUUUGAGUAGUUACCUCCCUGAGAACUGACUUCCAGGUGUUCAUCAAAGAAAACGGAGUGAUCCCCGCACUGGAAAUGAGAAAGGAUGACAGUUUCUGAGACUGACUGUUAACGGCUCGGAGGUGCCCUGCCCAUUCAAAAUGCCUUUUAAAGCGUUUGAGACCUUCAAAGAAAAAUUUCUGAAGCCUGGGAAGGAAGGAGUGAAGAACGCUGUGGGAGAUUCCUUGGGGAUUUUACAAAGAAAAAUUGAUGGGACCAAUGAGGAAGAAGAUAACAUUGAGCUGAAUGAAGAAGGCAGGCCGGUGCAAUCAUCCAGGCCAAGCCCCCCGCUUUGUGACUGCCGCUGCUGUGGCCUCCCCAAGCGCUACAUCAUUGCCAUCAUGAGUGGCCUGGGAUUCUGCAUUUCCUUUGGGAUUCGGUGCAAUCUUGGAGUUGCCAUCGUAGAAAUGGUCAACAACAGCACUGUAUAUAUUGAUGGGAAACCGGAAAUUCAGACAGCACAGUUUAACUGGGAUCCAGAGACAGUGGGCCUUAUCCAUGGAUCAUUUUUCUGGGGUUACAUUGUGACACAAAUUCCAGGUGGUUUCAUUUCAAACAAGUUUGCUGCUAACAGGGUCUUUGGAGCCGCCAUCUUCUUAACAUCGACUUUGAACAUGUUCAUUCCUUCUGCGGCCAGAGUGCAUUACGGAUGUGUCAUGUGUGUCAGAAUUUUGCAAGGUCUAGUGGAGGGUGUGACCUACCCAGCCUGCCAUGGGAUGUGGAGUAAGUGGGCACCACCUUUGGAGAGAAGUCGACUGGCCACAACUUCUUUUUGUGGUUCCUAUGCAGGGGCCGUGGUUGCCAUGCCCCUGGCUGGGGUGUUGGUGCAGUACAUUGGAUGGUCCUCGGUCUUUUAUAUUUAUGGUAUGUUUGGGAUUAUUUGGUACAUGUUUUGGCUGUUGCAGGCCUAUGAGUGCCCAGCGGCUCAUCCAACGAUAUCCAAUGAGGAGAGGACCUACAUAGAGACAACCAUAGGAGAAGGAGCCAACUUGGUUAGUCUAAGUAAAUUCAAUACUCCAUGGAGAAGAUUUUUCACAUCAUUGCCGGUUUAUGCAAUCAUUGUGGCAAAUUUUUGCAGAAGCUGGACCUUUUAUUUGCUCUUAAUAAGUCAGCCUGCUUAUUUUGAAGAGGUCUUUGGAUUUGCAAUAAGUAAGGUGGGUCUCUUGUCAGCCGUCCCACACAUGGUCAUGACAAUCAUUGUGCCUAUUGGAGGACAACUGGCUGAUUAUUUAAGAAGCAGAAAAAUUUUGACCACAACUGCUGUCAGAAAAAUCAUGAACUGUGGAGGUUUUAAUGUCAACCACUUGGACAUUGCUCCCCGCUACGCCAGCAUUCUCAUGGGCAUUUCAAAUGGAGUGGGAACCCUCUCUGGAAUGGUCUGUCCCCUCAUUGUCGGUGCAAUGACCAAGCACAAGACCCGUGAAGAAUGGCAGAAUGUGUUCCUCAUAGCUGCGCUGGUGCACUACAGUGGUGUGAUCUUCUACGGGGUCUUUGCUUCUGGGGAGAAACAGGAGUGGGCUGAUCCUGAGAAUCUCUCUGAGGAGAAAUGUGGAAUCAUCGACCAGGAUGAAUUAGCCGAGGAGACAGAACUCAACCACGAGAGUGUUGUGAGUCCCAGAAAGAAGAUGUCUUAUGGAGCCACCACCCAGAAUUGUGAGGUCCGGAAGAAGGAAUGGAGAGGACAGAGGGCAGCGACCCUGGAUGAGGAAGAGCCGACAUCCUACCAGAAUGAAGAGGGAAACUUCUCGGACACAUCCUAAUGAAUGUGUCUUCUCACCUUAGAACCAGAAAGUAUCCAUACCUAUUGCCUUCCCCAUAGUCCACCUGGCCAGAAGGUCAAAUAUGGGGACACUGGAAGGAGGAAGGGGGAGGGGAGGAGAUUUAAUCCACAAUAGAGAAAAGAGAAAUAAUCUUUCAAUGACACUUUAUAGGUGUGGAGCUUGCUCUGCCCUCAGUUGAUAAUAUAUACAUAUGUAUUUUUAGAUUGGCAGUUGACCCUUUUCUUAAAGAACUGAACUUAUUCAGAAAGGAAUGACUAGAAGAAUAAGGGAAACAAUACCAUACUAUUCAAAGAAAUAUUGAAGGAAAUGGGAAUUUCCUUCCUCUUUGGCCUGGAGAAGAGUGAACAGGAGUUGCCACCACGUCUCUGAGGGCAGCUAUGCGGACGAGGGGUUCCCAUGCUGUGCCAGGUGCUUUAUAAACAGUCUUAUUUAAUCUCCACGCCUCUAUGACAUACAUUUCUUAUCCCUAUUUUACAACUAAGGAAACUAAAAGCAACAAGAGAUUAACUUGCCCAAGGUCAUUCUCCCAGGGCCAGUGCUGAAAACUGGUAAAGCACCAAUUUUAGGGAAGAUUUCUGCUCAGUGUAGGAUGGACAUUUUUAAUAAUGAAAACUGAAAAUGUAAUGGGUUUUCUGGGUGAUUCCCUAUUUUGGCAGGUGUGGGGGAUGGGAAACAUUUGGACUGAUGUGGAUUCAAACAUUGCAUGAGGGGCUAGAUUCAAAGACCCUUAGUGUCGUACAUUAUCCGAAGAGUCAAAUGGUUCUGUGAACUCAUAAUUUUUUAAAUGAUAAGGGUCACAUACUAUAUUAGAGAUUGAAAUUAAACAAAAAGAAAGCUAAGAAUAAAAGCCAAAUUUCCAGGAGUCUGAGAGUCAGAAUAGCUGAAAAGGAGUAACCAAGGCCUUGUUUAUUAAAUUUCAACUGUCUGUAAUAUCAAGAAUAUGGUUAAAUAAUGUCCCAAAUUACUUAUAAACCUUUAAGACAUUUAAUAAUUUAAUAAGUAGGUUCAUGUGUUUUACUAGGUAAAAUUCUCUUGAAAGUGUCUUGUGUUUUAAAAAAUGUAUGUCUUUAGCCUUUUCUGCUGGGGAUUAUAUCAGAAAGUUUGAUCAAAUUAUAAAAAAUUAUGAUUGAAAUAUUCAUACUGACUCUCUUUGGAAUGAUAAUGUAGUAGUAGUUAUAUAAGGAAAUAGUAAAAUGAAAACAUCUGGGACAAUUAAACCUAUAGUUAGUGUUGAAAAAUUCAUCUUUACAUAAGGCAGUAACAUGAAUAUUCUCUAGAUAUGUUUGAAAUUUUAAUGUUGGCA